UUCUCAGGAUGUUGUGAAAACACAGAUGCCAUGUUUUGUGCUCAGUAGUGAUCAAGACGGCGUUGGGGCUUUAGGCCAUUUUCAAGACAUGAAAACCAGAGAAUUAUGGAGAGUCAUGUGUGCUGUUUAAAAGACAUAGAGGACGUGACGUCAAACUCUGCUCGCAGUGUGCAGCUUGAGAGGACCAAAACCUUGAUCGAAGAGAUCCGUGCUUUGAUCAAGAACAAUGAGGCAGAGUAUUGCUCCUUCUGGAGGCCUGUGCUCCCCUGGGGGGGGGUGUACACGAUACGGGCUGGUCAGAAGGCCGUCUCUUGUAUACCCCUGUACGUUAAAAUCAAUCUGAAAAACACCUGCACCAUCGAUGGCUUCCUCAUGCUCUUGUACGUCAUCCUGCGGGAUAAUCAGACGUUCCGCCGGGAAGUGGGUUUGUUCUUGGGGAAGCGCUUUGUGGAGCACUUUCUCUAUCUGAUGGACUCUUACGAUUACACCACAGUCAAGAUUUUGUGGAUCUGGGACAGGAUGUCUAAGCGUCAGUACCGCUCCGAGAUCCAUCAAGCCGCUCUGGAGAUUGACCUUUUCGGCAACGAACAUGAGAACUUUACCAAGAAUCUGGAGAACCUGAUGUCUACCAUGCAGGAGAGUUAUUGUACUAACUGGUGCUGUCCGUCUCGUUUCCAGGAGCUCCUUCAGAACACCAUAAAUAUCAACCCCCCACAUGAGCUUCCUGAUAGAGAUCCUAUUCAAUCAGCAGUGGAUGAGUUCUUCUGUCCAAAGAUAGUCCUCUGCCACGAAUAUGGGUGUAAAGGACUACGAGAGUUCUCCCAGAGAGAGUUCUGCCACGGUGCUCCUCCCUUCAUCAUCCUGAACAUGCAGAUGUGGAAAUCUGAGGACCUUUCCUAUGUUCCGUACCAUUUGGCUUUGUCUGAUCACAGCUAUCAACUGGUGAGGGUGAACGCUAACACAUGCUUCCUCCAAGAAUGCACAGGGCAGCAUAACAGCAUAACUGAGGUACUCUCUAGAGGGCGCCACUCUCUUCAACAGGGAGGAACAUCACUACUCUGCGGCGUUCCAAAUUGAUGGGUACUGGAUGCACUACGAUGGGCUUCGGAGCGACAACUUGAUCUUAUUGAACAAACCACCAGAGCUGCUGCUUCUGUCCUCCCUGGUGUAUGUGCGCUCUCAUGAAAAAUGACACGCGGAGGUGUCCUGUCUUUUCCGCGUGGAUUUCAUUCCAUCCAUGAUGGAAGCCACUUGUUUAUUCAGUUCGUCUCAGCCUUCAAAUGAGUUACAUGGGGUAUGAGUGUUGUUGGCUGGAAUGGAAACCUGCAGAUAAAACUCUGCUUGGGAAUAAGACAGAAGACUGGAAAAGCAUCAUCACAAAGUCUUUGGAUUCUCCUCCUUUCCUCGUGUCCUUGCUUGUUAACGUAGUCGCCGUAAUCCUUCUUGUAUAUUUACCCAGACAGUUAACUCAAGGAUACUUUUAUUACAAACAUUCUCUAUUAACAACUGCAAAUUUUGUAAUAAUAGUAAGAAUGAUAAGUUGUAGGGUUUUAUUAUUUUUUUUACUCUAAAGAAAUAAUGCUUUUCUACUUUCGUAACAAAUGCUACAAUUCGGUAAAGCCGAGUUAAACCGCUUCGACCUUUUUAGGUCGUGCUUGGAAUCCAAGAGUUUGUAAAUGGACUGUAAUAGUUCUGGGCUGGUAUGCGAAACUUUAAGAGUGUUACCUUAUAGAAGCACAGAACUUCACUGUGUGUUCUGCUAAAACAUUUAUCAUAAAAACAACAACAAAUCAUGCACAAAUGUCAUUUUCCUAAAGGAAUUGUUUAAAACAAAAAAAUCACAUUGAACACAAAGAUCCAAUAAAUCAGAAGACUCUUCUGCAAUCCAGCGAUGAUUUAAAAGCUUUCAUAGCAUCCGGAUAUUUGGCUGAUCCAUACACUUGGCAGCAGUGUUUUUAAGUACGUUACUCAGAAACAGCCAGAAGUGUGACUGACUAGAGCAAGUGAUUAAUCAACACCAGAAAGAGCUGUUAGUUUGCACAGCGUUAUAUAAUUGGUGUCAGAGAAAAGUGCCAAGUGGAGUUCUCAGGAAACAAGGCGAAUAAUUGUUUUGUCCUCAUUAUGAAAUAAGAAUUCUGUUUGCUGUGGAAGAAUUUCACAGAUGUUCUACUUUCCUACAAAAUGUUAACGCAUACUAUCCCUGAAUUUGGAUGUAACUGUUAAUGUUUGUUUGUUGGCACCAUUGAGUAGGGCGUGUUUAAAAUUUGAUAUUUUUUCUUAUGAUUCUUGCUCAUAUAUUACUCAAGCCUUCUUAACUACGUGUGUGAGAACCCGUACAGUCAUGAAAUGCGAUUUAAGCAGCAUUUUAAAAUCAUGACUAAUUCUGGCCUGUAUGAGUAAUACUUACAAUAACUGUCAGUUUCUAAAUGUUUCUUUUCUAAAGAAUUUCAGUACACAACUUGGUUUACACAAAGAUGGCUAUAUUUAUAAUUAUUACCUAAAGAAAUUUUGCACUUACUUUUAAUUAAAAAAAAUAAUAAUUGUAUUCAUUA
This is a messenger RNA of Ictalurus punctatus (channel catfish), 2552 nucleotides long. RefSeq names its product chromosome 9 C14orf28 homolog (gene dorip1). The coding region runs from base 106 to 1077 and encodes 323 amino acids. NCBI's taxonomy places the organism in Eukaryota, Metazoa, Chordata, Actinopteri, Siluriformes, Ictaluridae. The record is from RefSeq and is a predicted model, not a curated record. The transcript has 6 exons.